Molecule: messenger RNA, 1003 nt
Organism: Paramecium pentaurelia
Lineage: Eukaryota; Ciliophora; Oligohymenophorea; Peniculida; Parameciidae
Source: the annotation of a GenBank genome assembly
AUGGAAAAAUCAUUGAUAUCUGUUGGACUCUUAUUAUUAAUAGGAUCAGGUUUAUAUCUAAAAUAGAAUGGAGAAGACCUAUAUGAAUUACAGAAAGUUAAACAAUUUAAUGAUUGGAAAUUCUAAUACAACAAAAAAUUUAGUAGUGAACAAGAGGAGAUGUAUAAUUGAUAAUUUAAAAGUUUAGGUAUCGUUAUUUAGUGUUCUAAUAAAAUGCUUAAUUAAUUGAGGCACAUAACAAUGAUAAAUCUGGUAAGUAUACAUAUACUUUGGAGACUAACUAAUUUGCAGACUUGACAGAAUAAGAAUUUGUAUAAAGAUAUUUGAGUUUGAAACCUAAGAAUAGUAAUAAAUCAAAAUCAUUUGAUUAUGUUCCAAAUGGAUAAGCUAGAGAUUGGGUUGAAGAAGGCAAAGUGCCACCAAUUAAAGAUUAAGGAACAUAAUGUGGUUCUUCAUGGGCAUUUGCUGCAGUAGGUGUAUUAGAAAUCAACGGCAAUAUCAAUUUUGGAUUAUAAUCCUCACUCUCUGAGUAGGAUAUGUUGGAUUGUUCAGGUCCAUAUGGUAAUUAAGGUUGUUCUGGAGGAUGGAUGGAUUCUGGAUUUGAAUACGUCAGAGAUCACGGCAUUGCAAGUGCGUCAGANUAAAAGCAGGCUUUUAAGAAAUGUGAAAAUUAAUAAAAUUAGAAUAAAUGUAAACAUCAAAUAAGAAAUAAGCAAUCCAUUAUAAAUAAUUGGCAAAGGUUUAUAAGCAAUGUGCAGAGACAUAAAAAUUUAUAGAUGAAUUUGAAAAGAAAAACAAGGUUCAUGUUGAUAAAUUUGUUCCACUUGAUUAUUUAGAACUUCCUACUAAGAUUCCAAAUAUUAUUUCAAUAUCUUUAAAAAACAAAAAGAGAUUUGCUUUGGAGAAUAUUAUAAAAGAUGGAGGUUAAAAAUCAUCGAAAAAAAGUAGUAAUUCUAAAAGCAAAUAAAAGGAGAAAGAACCAUAAGUGGUUAAUACUGAAUGA